AAUUGCCAACUACCAACGAAGUCGCAACAUUAUCUUCUUGAUCUUCCUCGGCUUUUCCACACAAUGAGUCCGUAACUUCAUAGUUCAUGGCCCCGAUAUAAACUUGACUAUAUAAAUAUUGAUAUACACAAUCUUUCCAUCGAUAAAGUGGAGCAGAAUGGCGUGCGGGAGUACGUUACGUUUCGUCUUUUUAGCUGAGCCGUGGCGACCCGUUCGUCUCGAUCGAACCUUCGCUUCCGCUUCGCUGAGGAUCCGUGGAUCUUCUACGCCCACGUCGAGCGGGAAGUUCCGGACCCUCAGAGCCCGAGAUUUUCACACGGCGAAACUAAUAACUCAACUCAAUUGCUCUCACAACGAAACCCCAUCGUCGUCGUCUCAGGAAGACCAAGGCCCGCCUCAAGAGGCUGUUCUCAAAGCUAUUUCAGAGGUCUCUAAGGCGGAAGGAAGAGUUGGACAAACCACAAAUGUGGUGAUUGGUGGCACCGUAGCAGACGAUUCAACCAAGGAAUGGCUCGCUUUGGAUCAGAAGGUGAACUCAUACCCAACAGUAAGAGGCUUUACAGCGAUUGGAACUGGUGGUGAUGAUUUUGUGCAAGCUAUGGUUGUUGCCGUUGAAUCUGUAAUCCAACAACCAAUCCCCGAGGGUCGUGUCAGGCAGAAAGUUUCAUCAAGAGGCAAAUAUGUAUCGGUUAACAUUGGACCCAUUCAAGUCGUUUCUAGUGAGCAGGUCCAAGCUGUAUACAAUGCCAUGAGGAGAGAUGAACGGAUGAAGUACUUUUUAUAGUGCGAUUUUUGUAUAGAUUGCUGGUCGAAUAUGCUGUAUGAUUGGCCCCUUUCUGUCUACCACACUUUCUUUCGCUCUCUUUCACGUCAACCUGGUAUGUCCUAACCCAUGAUAUCAAUGUAGGUGAGGAAAAUGAUGGCGCAAAAUUAAUCUAGGGUAUAUGUAAAAGAUCUCUUUUUUAUUCAUGGUCUACCAUACGUAGAAAGAUCACGAGUCUAUUGUUUUAACAUUGUAUCAAGCUCGUGAUAGAGUUUGUUGCUUUUGGAUAUUAGAUCUGUCUCUUUUGUUUGCUGCUCAUUCCACGUUGCAGUGGAUUAAGAUUAUAAUAUUUUAACUCGAAGGAAUUCCGAUUGGAAAAUUUCCCCGACAUUCCAUUUCAACCAAAUUCCAUAUAAGUAAUUAUGUCUGGUCCAAACUUUCUCAAGUUCUAUGCCUCAACAGUGCAGUAACAGAUUUAAAAUGAUGCAAUUACAAGUCGUAACUGAUAACUGCGGUUAAAUUCGAGCCAAAGGCCUGUGGUACAUAACCCCCAGUCUCCAAAAUGGAGAUCUGGAAUUCGAAACCCCCUCUCCUCCAAAAAAAAAAAACUGCAGUUAAAUUCGAAAGAGUCAUUCAGUGUAAUAUUCAGCUUAGUAUUAUUGGC
This is a messenger RNA of Carya illinoinensis, 1427 nucleotides long. RefSeq lists its product as uncharacterized. The record is from RefSeq and is a predicted model, not a curated record. Lineage: Eukaryota; Viridiplantae; Streptophyta; Magnoliopsida; Fagales; Juglandaceae. The transcript is spliced from 5 exons. The coding region runs from base 158 to 784 and encodes 208 amino acids.